Messenger RNA from Cottoperca gobio, 1781 nucleotides. RefSeq names its product NK2 homeobox 3 (gene nkx2.3). The transcript is spliced from 2 exons. The coding region runs from base 245 to 1279 and encodes 344 amino acids. NCBI's taxonomy places the organism in Eukaryota, Metazoa, Chordata, Actinopteri, Perciformes, Bovichtidae. Gene Ontology annotation, biological process: cell differentiation; regulation of transcription by RNA polymerase II. Gene Ontology annotation, molecular function: DNA-binding transcription factor activity, RNA polymerase II-specific; RNA polymerase II cis-regulatory region sequence-specific DNA binding. The record is from RefSeq and is a predicted model, not a curated record. Gene Ontology annotation, cellular component: nucleus.
ACAGGAUCGACCUCUCUCUUUCUCACUCAGCCCUCCAGCCAUAGACACACAGGGGGGAGAGGGAUGUCACAGCUGAAAGAAAACCAGUCCUCCUCCGUGUGCAUGAAAAACAAGCAGUGCGCGACCAUUCGUCACGUUUACGCACGGGGUAGUUACUUCUUUUACGCGCCGUCCGGAGACAAAUUGGCCCAGUUUUGGACCUGUUGACUAUUUGUUAUCUGUCAUCUCUCUGUUGGUGGUAAUCAUGCUCCCCAGCCCGCUCAUUACUUCUUCCACUACGCCUUUCUCUGUGAAGGACAUUCUGAAGUUAGAGUUGCAGCAACAAUCUCAGCAGCACCAGCUCCAGUUUAUCUCCCGCUUCGGUCUCUCCAGUGCGCUGUCACAGCCGGGAGCGUUCCCAGAUAAACCGUUCCGGUCACAUUCACCGCCCUCCUGCAUGUUGGCCGGUAGGGACAAUCCAAGUCCUGUAAGCUCAGGCCUCUCGGAGAGCGAGGAUAGGAUGUCGUACCUCAACACGCUGACUGUACAUGACCGGCUGGCGGAGUCCGGGCUGCCGGGGGAGAUGUUCAGCAACCCGGCGCAGAACCACUCUGCAGAGCUCCGGCUGGAGACCGAGCAGGAGGACCAAGAUAGCAAGAGCUGCGGUGCGUUGGGAGACGAGUUUGAGGAUCCAGACUCGGAGAAGCCCACCACCAAGCCGCAGAGGACCAGGAGGAAACCCCGCGUGCUCUUCUCCCAGGCUCAGGUGUUUGAGCUGGAGCGGCGCUUCAAGCAGCAGCGUUACCUGUCUGCCCCGGAGAGAGAACACCUGGCCAGCUCCCUGAAACUCACCUCCACCCAGGUUAAAAUCUGGUUCCAGAACAGGAGGUACAAAUGCAAGAGGCAGCGGCAGGACAAGAGUCUGGAGAUGGCAGGUCAUCACCACCACCACCACCACCACCCACCACCGCCCAGGAGGGUGGCGGUUCCAGUAUUGGUACGGGACGGGAGGCCUUGUCUGACAGGAUCCCAGAACUAUAACGGGUCUUACACAGUCGGAGCUCCAAACCCGUACAGCUACAAUGGCUAUCAGGCCUACAGCUACAACAACUCGUUGUAUACUAACACUUACUCUUGUACUUAUUCUAGUUUACCUGCUCUGCCGCCGAGCAACACCACUGCUAAUGCUUUUAUGAACAUGAAUUUGGGAAACCUCGGUGCACAGACGCAAAGCCAGGCACCCCAAGGACCAGUCGUCACACCCUGUCAGGGAACUCUGCAGGGCAUACGGGCAUGGUAGCGCAGUCUUUACGCACAAUCACAGCUGGGAGAGACUUCUCUGGGAUGGCUGAAUGGACUCAAGCAUGUAAACCUGAUCAACUAAUGCAACGAAAGCACAAUUUCAAACUCUGUAACACCAAAAGUGUAGGCCAGUUAGCUGUGACUCAAGGCAGGCCUAUGAGGAAACCCUAACCCGUUGACUGAUACAGUAUACAGUAUGCGCAUUUUCUCUGAGCCACAAACGUAUUAAAUAAAAAAUAUUAAAACUGCUGUUGGAUAUUUGAUUGUCGGAUUGAAUGUCGCCGAUGAGCAAAGAUUGUACGUAAUGAGGCCUAUUGUGACUGAAGUUGGAUGUAUUAUGCGACUAAAAAAAACGUUUCAAUAUGCAUAAUGUAUAGUAAUAGUAAUGAAUUAAAUGUUGGAUUAAUUGGCCCUGUGAAGUCCACUGCGAGAAAAUAAUAAUAUGAACCACAAUUGCAAGAUAAUGCAUUCUUAUUAAAUAUUACGCUUUUUUAUUUUAA